AUGUAUCAUCUUGCUCCAAUUGAUAUAUUCUCUGACGAUGAAGAAUUUAGACAUCAAGAAAUUGAUGAUGAAUUAACUGUUACAAUUCCACAAGAAGAUCUGCUUGCAUCAAAUCAUUUAAAUUCUGAACAAAAACACGCAUAUGAAUUAAUUCUCGAAACUUUACUUCUCAACAAAUCUGCUGCAUUUUUCAUUGAUGGUCCUGCUGGCACUGAAAAAACAUUUCUAUACAAAACACUUCUUGCUGAAAUUAGAUCAAAACAUAUGAUAGCACUUGCAACUGCAUCAUCUAGUGUUGCUGCAUCAAUUUUACCUGGAGGCCGAACAGCACAUGCACGCUUUAAAAUUUCAUUAAAUAUAGAAAAAAAUAGCACAUGCAAUGUUAGCAAACAAGGAAAUCUUGCUAAAUUAUUGCGUCUUGCAAAAUUAAUUAUAUGGGACGAAGCACCUAUGUGUGGAAAAUAUUCUAUAGAGGCAGUGGAUAAGAUGUUACAAGAUAUAAAUGAUACAAACCUUCCUUUCGGUGGAAAAGUUAUUGUUUUUGGCGGAGAUUUUCGUCAAGUUCUGAGGAGACUUUCUCUUUAUGGCAACUUGGCAAAUGUGACUUGGCCCUUUCCGUGCAAAGAAAAAAAAAACACAUGCACAAGUGCAGCAAAAUCACGUGGACAGCAGAAACACAAGCAUUCGGACAUGCAGGAAUAA
This is a messenger RNA of Carya illinoinensis, 702 nucleotides long. RefSeq names its product ATP-dependent DNA helicase PIF4-like. The transcript has 2 exons. Gene Ontology annotation, biological process: telomere maintenance; DNA repair. Bases 1 to 702 code for a protein of 233 amino acids. NCBI's taxonomy places the organism in Eukaryota, Viridiplantae, Streptophyta, Magnoliopsida, Fagales, Juglandaceae. Gene Ontology annotation, molecular function: DNA helicase activity. The record is from RefSeq and is a predicted model, not a curated record.